This is a messenger RNA of Durusdinium trenchii, 1108 nucleotides long. NCBI's taxonomy places the organism in Eukaryota, Dinophyceae, Suessiales, Symbiodiniaceae. The record is from the annotation of a GenBank genome assembly.
UGGAGACCAUCGCUAUUAGGCAUGGCAGGCCAUUGCCAUUAUUGGGUUGGAGGCCAUAGCUAUUAGCCUUAGUCUCGUGAGCAAAGCCAAGAUGUUUCCGGCCGCUUGACGGAUCGACACUUUGUCAGGAGCUGUUUAUGCCUGAUGCGUCACAGGCUAUAUGCAUCGAUUCGGAAGAGGAAGCGCCGGCGCCGCCAAAAAAGCGAAAACGCGUUGUGCAGACCGCACCACAGCCGGUGAUAGUGAGUUGCAUUGACCUGGAUGAUGAGGACAAGUCCGACAAGGUAAAACACACCAAGUGCAAUGCAGAUGCCGUUUGCUUAUCAUCUGACGAGGAGGCUCCAGCCAUUGUGAUACCACAAAAGCCCCAGACGGCUCUGCAUACUCUGCACACGGUGCCCAAAGAGGCACUUUGUGAAGAUGCCGUCGCUGAUGAGUUCGAACGCCGGGCGCAGGAUCUUGCAGAUGCAGCUUUGAGAAAUCUGUCACCGGCAGCUCGUGCUGCCAGGAUGGUCAAGGUCAAGCAUAGUAUUCUAUUACGCUUGCGCCAAGCAGCAGCUGAAUGCCGCCAAAGUGAGCCAAUUACCCAGCCAGACCCACCGGCAUGCCCUCCGCCACCCCCCGAGGAGCCGAGUGAAGCACAGGGGAAUGAUGCGAUAGCAUUGUCUGCGCAGAAGCAGCAACUUCAAGAUUGGGUCGAACGGAAUCAACAGCGGCUGCAGCAAAGCCUAGUGCAGGGAGAGCAGCAGCGCUUGGAAGGAGAGAUGCAACGGCAAGCAGCCGAAAGAGACAGGCUGGCUGAGAGGGAGAAGCGGAAGGCUCUGUGGAGCACUGGAGCUUCAGAAGGGUUCGGUGCCGGUGAUGGGAGGUUAACUGCGAAUGGCUGGGAGAGUAGCCAUUUUCACUCGACCAAGGAGCGGCUGAAGUUUUUGCGCUUGAUGGGUGGACAGAAGUUUGUUGAUGCAGCCCAAAACUUGGAGGGUGAGCUAGAUGACGAAAAGGUCUUUGAGCUGAUUGCUGGAGAAUGGGUCGAAGCAAAAGAGGAUGAUGAGGAGGAGGAGGACUUUGAUAUCAGGCAAGAUGCCGCCACCGUCGAACUCCUGGCAGG